This is a messenger RNA of Moneuplotes crassus, 782 nucleotides long. Lineage: Eukaryota; Ciliophora; Spirotrichea; Euplotida; Euplotidae. The record is from the annotation of a GenBank genome assembly.
UUAAAAUGGCAGAAAAUCAGUACUUUGCAAGACAUGAACUUAUGUGCCACCCAGACGUGUUAAGGUCAAUCCUGGAAGCCAACAGCGAGGAAUUAUUGGUUAAAACAUUACAAAGACUCGAUAUAAAGUCUACUGGAACCAAGGCCGAACGUCUUGACAGACUUUCCAACUGCUUAGCCUCUUCCAAAGGCAAAGGAUUGGCUGAGAUUAAGAGAAUCUCACGUACUACUUUAAAGGAGUUAUAUCAAGAAGCUAAGCUUUGGCAUCAAAGUGCGGAUGAAAGUGGUGAUCCGAUUUAUUUUCCCAAAUAUGUCACAUUUAACUCUGACUUUGAAGAGAAAUACCCUGGCUCUAAUAAAAUCAAAAGAUUUCCUCAGUACAAAGUUCGAGACUUAGAUGGCUCAAUUGCCAAGAAGGUUCAAAAGCAUCGCAGCAAAGUCAUUAAUUCUACAGAUUUGCCUCAGGGUUGAAAGAAAUAAAAGAGAAAGAAAAGGCGCAGUCAUCAAAUACUGAAGGACUAAAACCAUACAAGAAAUAUUUUCUAUUAUAGAAGCUAAGGAGCAGGCUAAGGAAAAAGAGAAGGAUACUGAAAGUCUUAAGGAAGACAUAUGAAAAAGACCUCAUCUCCAAAGUGCCCAAAUCACCCCCCCACAAACACACCCCUCUCCAAUACCAAAACGAGCCAAUAAGCCCACAAAAACCCCUCCAUCACCCCAUUCACCCCCAUCACAUGCCUAAACCCCGACUCCCACCCUCACACACCCCAAAACCCCCCAAAAGAC